AUGGACAAAAAUACUUUUGAUUCGGAUAAUAAUCAAUUAUAUCGAACAGAGAAUGAUUCGGAAAUUUCUGUUGUUGACUAUGGAAAAUGUGUAGGUUGUGGAAGUGUGCGAAACUAUGUAGGCUGGUGUAACGAAUAUGAUGUAAUUGCUCUUAAGGAAAGUUUUGGAAAUUGGACAAAAAAUACAGAUAAAGGUGGCGCAUUUAGCAUAAUCUAUUCAGCAUUUUGGUUGGAAGGUCCUCGAUGGAUUUGGGAAGAAGCGGAACAGUGGACGCGUAAUGAUAUACAUGUGGCAGAAGUAUUCGGAAUAGCUAGAGAUAACAAUUCAGAUUUUAAAUAUACCCAUAGUAUUUCAACAAUAUCUUUCCAACAAAACAUUCCUUUACUUUAUCAAUAUAUGAAUGUAAAGAAAUUCAUAGGAUUAGAAAAUACACCAGAUUUAGUAGAAGCACAUGCCGAACAAUGGAUACGUACUGGUCCUAUAAAAGUUGUUCUUAAGAGACUUCAUUAUUCACAAAAUAUGAGCGAGGAAUAUUUGAAACAAAUAAAAGACUUCCUUUGGGGAGCUUCGAAAGGAAUACAAAUAAUUCAUGAAAAUGGAUUAAUUCAUGGAAAUAUUCACGGAGGCAAUCUGUUAGUUGAAAAUACUGAUUCAGUUAACUCGUUUGUCAUUUUACGAGGGAAUCCAAAAACCAAGGUUUCCGACAUUUUUAGUUUUAGAAUUAUCAUGUGGACGCUUUCUGCUGGUAUUUGUUCAUGGUGUAAUAGACCACAUGACCUUAAAUUAGCUAGCGAUAUUUGCUCUGGUCUUCGACCUGAAAUUAUUGAUUGGAGAUCCAAAUGUUUAUAA
This is a messenger RNA of Funneliformis geosporum, 849 nucleotides long. NCBI's taxonomy places the organism in Eukaryota, Fungi, Glomeromycota, Glomeromycetes, Glomerales, Glomeraceae. The record is from the annotation of a GenBank genome assembly.